This is a messenger RNA of Polyodon spathula (Mississippi paddlefish), 2392 nucleotides long. Its product is annotated as rac GTPase-activating protein 1. Bases 114 to 2000 code for a protein of 628 amino acids. Gene Ontology annotation, biological process: signal transduction. The record is from RefSeq and is a predicted model, not a curated record. NCBI's taxonomy places the organism in Eukaryota, Metazoa, Chordata, Actinopteri, Acipenseriformes, Polyodontidae. The transcript has 17 exons.
UUUAAAGGGGGAAAUAACAUGCGUGCUCAAUUAACAAUACGAGGAAGUCUACAUCUGUGACACCGAAAGAAACAGAGCUUGAUGUGCGUUUGACAGGUAGCGUGCUUUUAAGAAUGGGCGAAACCUUUAAAAGAGAGCUCUUGCGCUAUACAAACUCGGAAUUAACAGAGUUCAUUCAGGUGGUGAAGCAUUUUGAGGAGUGCAGGAAGAAAUGGCUGCACACAGAGGUGGAAUUAAUGAAGUGCAAGGAGCGCGUGUUCAAGAUGGAUCUGGAUAAAUCAGCACUCGAGGUCAAGCUGAAGCACGCUCGAAACCAGGUUGAUGUGGAGAUGAAGAAACGCCACAGAGCAGAGACAGACUUCGAACAUCUGGAGCGGCAGAUGCAGCUAAUUUGUGAUGUUCUCAUGCACGAUGGCCAGUCUUACACAUAUCUGAACGAGGAACAGAAAUCAAUGCUGGCUAAUUUCAACACAAGAGGAGGGAUUGGUUUGGUACUUGCUCCUGGUGGAAGAUUGUCUGUUAUCGAUGAGUCAUCCAACUCUUUCCAGUCUCACUCUGAUAUUAGUUAUGACCGAACAGACGAUGACCUGGACCUGGAUACUUCUGUGGUUAAACCUUUAAAACCAAGGACACGAGAAAAAAGGCGUUCUUCCUUUGCUCCAGCUGUGACACAGCCGGUUCCACCAAAACGCACUCGAACUAGUGGUCGAUCGGGAGAUUUGUUAAUAUCUACUGAAAAUGUGAAGGAAUCGAUAAUAACUAAAACUACAGUUACUUUACCAGAUGAAAGGGGCCACAUUCACACGGUUUCAACUAUUGAGACGAUACCCAAGAGGAGAUCAUGUAGGAGCAGGCGGCUUUCCACUCUAAAUGAACAAACCACUGUUUGGAUAGCCAAUGAAGACUCUGUAGAUAACAACAUGUUUAAUGUUGAACCUGAAACUAAUGUAAACCCCUGUAACGUGCUUGCUAGCCCCGAAGGAAAAGAAUCCCAGCCACAUGUGUUUGUAUCCAAAACGGUAAUCCGACCAGAAAGCUGCAUCCCAUGUGGGAAGAGGAUAAGGUUUGGGAAGAUGGCAGUGAAAUGCAGGGACUGUCGGAUGGUAGCCCACCCUGAAUGCAAAGAUCACUGCCCUCGACACUGUGUUCCCAAUGUUUCUGACGCUCCUAUCGGAAACGGUGAGGGAGUUGUGGCAGAUUUUUCUCCUUCUUCGGGACCAAUGAUUCCAUCUUUAGUGGUUCAGUGUGUGAAUGAAAUAGAGAAGAGAGGACUACACGAGACUGGAAUCUACAGAGUGCCUGGCUGUGACCGCACAGUGCGAGAGCUAAAGGAGAAAUACAUGCGUGGAAAAGGGUUUCCUCCUCUUGGUAAAGUAGAAGACAUUCACGUGGUUUGCGGACUUCUCAAGGACUUUCUGAGGAAAUUAAAGGAGCCUCUUGUUACAUUUCACCUUCAUAAGAAAUUCAUGGAUGCAGGUGAUAUUCUUGAUGAGGAUGACAGCACUCUGGCCAUAUACAAGGCUAUUCAAGAACUGCCUCAGUCAAACAAGGACACUCUGGCUUUCCUCAUACUACACCUCCAACGUGUGAUGAAGAGCCCAGACUGUAAAAUGGAUUUGAUGAAUCUGUCCAGAGUUUUUGGUCCAACCAUUGUUGGGCAUUCCAUGUCAGAUCCACCCCCAAUGGUGAUAAUGAGGGACACUGUGUUGCAGCCUAAAGUUGUUGCUCUUUUUUUGUCCCUUCCUGCUGAGUACUGGAAUCAGAUUUUCACAGUGGAAAAUACUCGCACUUCAGAAAUUGAUGCCAACCUCAAUAUCCAUAGCAUGGAAAAUGACCGCCUUUUCAAGCCAUUGACUUCUCCUGAGAUGGGUUCUGCUCCUAAAACCCUGUCGGGUAGGUUUAAAACCACCCUUGGCACAGCAUUCACUCCUGCGUUCAGCAACAAAACCAAGUCGGAGCAAGCUAGAAAAAAGUUUUUCACAUCUCCUACCCUGCAGUAGAUCUAAAAGGAGCAGGAUACUGGUACACCGAAGCUUCAUUGUGAAAUCACUGUCUGUUCACUUGUAAUGCAUGGAGCUGGUUUAUUUUAAAUGUACAUCCAGUUAAAUAUACCUGUGCUCUGUAAUACAUGUAGUCAUGAGACAUGAUGAUCUUUUGAGUAAAAAAAACAAAAACAAAGGGUUUAUUUAAAAAAAAAAAAAAAAAUUUAAAUGGGUUAAUUUAAUCUCGUGUCAUGUGUAUAGACUUGGCCCAUGCACUGAUAUGUCUUGAUAAAUUGUUAUAUUUGCUGGUUGACUUCAUCUCUUGCCUGAUAAGCUUACAAAGUUUAACUUUCAUGACAACUACAUAUUUGUGGGUGUCAGUAUGUUUAUUUAUUGGACUUGAAAUAUAU